GAUUCAUAUUAAAUUGAAGCUUACCGUAUGUCAACGGUUCAACCAUUCGUUCUUUUCUUUGACGUUCUCGAAGAAGUAAAGUUGUGUCUCAUUUUGCAUUACACGUUUCGUGUCACAAAAAUACAGACUUAAAAAUGCGUUACGUGGCUGCAUACUUAUUGGCUGUCCUUGGUGGCAAAGAAUCACCAGCAACCGCAGAUAUUGAAAAAAUCCUCAGCUCAGUUGGUAUUGAAGCUGAUGCUACCCGUUUGGGCAAAGUCGUUGCUGACCUCAAAGGCAAAAGCAUCGAAGAAUUGAUCAAAGAAGGACGUGAAAAAUUGUCUUCAAUGCCAGUUGGUGGUGGUGCUGCUGCCCCAGCCGCUGCCGGAGUUGCUGCUCCAGCUGCUGAAGCCAAGGCUGAAAAGAAAGAGGAGAAGAAAGAAGAAUCAGAAGAAGAGGAUGACGACAUGGGCUUCGGUCUUUUCGAAUAGAUCCAUUCAAAUUCGUUUUUUCGCAUCGUUUGCGGUUAAUUUUUACACGAUAAACCAUCAAGUGUGUAAAAUGCUAUAAGUAUGUUGUAUAAAUUACCAUCUGCAACAAUAAUGUGGAUCCGAAACAACGGAUUAUUUCUAUGAAAUAAUUUUCAUGAAAAUAAAAUUAUCCAAAAAAAAAA
Messenger RNA from Contarinia nasturtii (swede midge), 652 nucleotides. RefSeq names its product 60S acidic ribosomal protein P2 (gene RpLP2). Gene Ontology annotation, molecular function: structural constituent of ribosome. The record is from RefSeq and is a predicted model, not a curated record. Gene Ontology annotation, biological process: cytoplasmic translational elongation. NCBI's taxonomy places the organism in Eukaryota, Metazoa, Arthropoda, Insecta, Diptera, Cecidomyiidae. The transcript has 3 exons. Gene Ontology annotation, cellular component: cytosolic large ribosomal subunit; ribosome. Bases 135 to 470 code for a protein of 111 amino acids.